UGCGUCAUACUUAUCACUUAUGAAUCAGCUGAUGAAGAAGGAUUGUUGCUGGAAAUUUCAACAGUAUUGGAGAAAAAGUUAAAAAAGUAUGUCGUUAAACACAGCGCACGCGAACGGCGGCGUUCUAAUACACGCUGGAGAACGCAUGCUAUUAUACUGUGACAAUGUCACCGUGGAAUUCCAUGGACAAGAACAAGCAGAAUUUAUUGGUACCAAACGUGGUAGUUUAUGUUUGACUACACACAGAAUGAUUUUUAAUGCUAAAGAUCAGAAAGAAAAGAUGCAAUCGUUUAGCUUCCCAUUUGUAACACUGAGAGAGGUUGAAAUAGAGCAACCAAUGUUUGGUGCUAAUUACAUCAAAGGUAAAUGCCGGGCUCAACCUAAUGGCAAUUGGAUUGGAGAAUGCAAAUUUAAAUUGAAUUUCAAAAGUGGUGGUGCAAUAGAAUUUGGUGGGGCUAUGGUAAGAGCAGCAGCAAUGGCUCAACGUAAUGGACCUGCAAAUGAUGAUCCACCACCAUAUCAACCACCAACGUCAAAUUGGUAUGCAGCACCACCACCUGCUUAUCAAGCAGCACCAACUGGUUAUUAUGGUUGGUUACCACGCAAUGAUGCAUUUUCAGAUGCACCACCAGCAAACACUGUAUAUAUGACCGAUAUGCCACCUCCAUAUCCUGGUAUAAAUACACCUUAUCAAGGAUAUGCAAAUGCACCAUCAGAAGGUGCAUGGGGUAGUUCCAGUCAACAAUCUGGUUGGACACCACCUCAACAAAAUGGAGCACCUGGAUGGGCUAAUCCAAGUUAUAAUGCCCAACCAAUGUCCCAAGCAGGUGCGUAUCCAAACUAUGGACAGCCAGCAUAUAACAAUUAUCCACAAAAUCCUCCAUCAUAUACUCCAUAUUCUCAAGGUAAUAAUUAUGCACAAUCUGGCUAUUAUCCGCAACAAAAUCCUUACCAUCCCUAUCCCUCCAAUUACUAAUUGUAAAAUGUAUGAGGCUACAUCUUUUAUGUAUGCAUGUUCAUAUCACACUUUAUGUGAAUAAUGAUUAAAUUUUUGAAGUAAUCUUUAAAAUAAAUUAUAAUAAAUGAAAUUCUAUAUAUCAAUUGUUAAAAGCGCAAAAAGAAAAACACGAGUACACUUAUAUAUUGUAUUAUUCUUUAUAACAUAUACAAAAAUCACAUGAUGUAACAUACA
This is a messenger RNA of Eufriesea mexicana, 1192 nucleotides long. RefSeq names its product WW domain binding protein 2 (gene Wbp2). Gene Ontology annotation, biological process: positive regulation of DNA-templated transcription. NCBI's taxonomy places the organism in Eukaryota, Metazoa, Arthropoda, Insecta, Hymenoptera, Apidae. Bases 89 to 976 code for a protein of 295 amino acids. Gene Ontology annotation, cellular component: nucleus. The transcript is spliced from 4 exons. The record is from RefSeq and is a predicted model, not a curated record. Gene Ontology annotation, molecular function: chromatin DNA binding; transcription coactivator activity.